Messenger RNA from Ramularia collo-cygni, 393 nucleotides. RefSeq lists its product as uncharacterized. The coding region runs from base 1 to 393 and encodes 130 amino acids. The transcript is spliced from 2 exons. The record is from RefSeq and is a predicted model, not a curated record. NCBI's taxonomy places the organism in Eukaryota, Fungi, Ascomycota, Dothideomycetes, Mycosphaerellales, Mycosphaerellaceae.
AUGCUGCCCUCAACAGUCACCGUCCUCUCAAGCAUGCUCACUCUAGUGGCUGCCGCUCCAAGCAACAUACUCUCUCGCAACCCAUCGAGCGAUCCCAUGCUACUCACCUGGUGGGACAACGGAUGCGCACAGCCCAACCCGUCGGACGGUCCUGGCAACAGCAACACCUACGUCUUCAGCUCAGAGGGUCCCAGCUACCCUGGCGACUGUGUUGCGACUCCCUCGUACAAUUGGCAAAGCGUCAAACUCCAGCAGGACUCCGACGCGAGCUAUUCUGUUGAGCUUUUCUCCGGCGAAGGUUGCAAUAACCCGAUUCUUACCGUGACCCAGGAUGGCUGUUACACACAGCCCGAAGGAGCAAUUGUACUUUCAGCGAGGGCGAACUUGAAGUAA